AUGGCUAAAUCCACCUCAUCGACGUUUGAGGAUAGACGACGAGAUGGUGUUUCUGACCUUAUAUUGGAGAAACUGUCCAAAACGAAUACAUUCGACUCUGACUGGCCGACAUUACGUGAACAUCUUCAUCAAUCACUGACAUCCGCACUCCCCUUAUUCCUAUCAAGAGGACCUCCACGUCCUUAUAGACCACCUGAAUCACCGAUCAUUGGACCCGUACCUAUCACAGUGGAUUCGUUGAAACCUUCAACCGAAGAAGACGAGGAAGGGGGCAAACCACCUUCAGAAUCCUUGUUACUUUCACCUUCUCAAUCGACCUCAAUUACAACCUCAGAUUCGGCCUCGACUCCUGAUAACUCAACACGAGCGACGACUGGAAUAGGAGGUGAAGAUGGAGCCGGUCUGAGAUCGACAGAAGUUGAACCUUCAGCAACUCCAAGUUCAGGUAGAUUAGAAAGUUUGAUGACUUUAGAUGAUUUUCAACCUUCAACCAGCGGUGGUUUAGUCAUACCGCCAUUCCCUCCGCUAGAUCGGAAUAGACGAAGGUCAGAUUCGACUCCCGGACCAUCAUAUUCCGGAGGUCAGAUAGUAUCACCGAGAUUAAACGGUAUGCGAGGACAGAGAAUAGUCACUAUAGGACCGGCUGUUAUGGAUGAUGAAUACGAUGAAGAGACGACUAUCGGUGGGAAGAUAUUACCAGCUUGGAUGGAUCAGGAAGAGGGUCAAAAGGAAUUAGACAGACUAGUGAACAUACUAGAAGAUAUGGAUUCACCACCUUUCACACUUCAACGCCUAUCAGAACUUCUUCUUGACCCCACAAAACACCAUACAACAUUUGGAAAAUUUCUACGUGCUAUUGAAAAAUCAUUACUAGUAACUACAUCGUGGACAAUACCUUCAUAUGUUCCUCUUCCUAUACCAACUUUCACAUCUACUCCUCAUUCUAUAGGUGAAAUAUCCUCAUCAUCUGGAUCUGGAUCUGUGCAUGCAGAGAAUGGGUUUGAUAUCGAAUCGACAAUGCCACCCGGAUCAACUACACCGAUGUUUAGUCCUAUACCAUUCCUAAGUCAAACUCAGAAUGAUGAUUUAUCGCUUGGUGGUAUAGAAGGUCUAACAAAUGGGAAUGCCAGUGGUCAAAGAAGUUUAGAUGAUGGUUUGAUGUCUCCUUUGAUGUUGAAUGAAGAUUCAAUGUUUGGUGGUCCAUCCUCUUCUUCCUCUUCAUCAUCUGUAAAUAAUCCAAGAUCCCCGACUCCCGAACCUGAAGAAGCAGAACCUGAACCCGCUUCAAACGACAUGUUUCAAGACGCCGAUAUAGAAAGAGAAGAUGUAGAAAUGACAUCGACAUCUUCUUCCAACGACAGUCAAUCAAGAUCAGUUGAUACAUCAAGUGAUAAUCAAUAUGAAUCAAUUGAACAUUCGGAUCCUGCACAUCAAUCAUAUCUAGGUAGAGUAGAUGAACUAGAUACUGGACCUAUAUCACUUUCUCCACCUAUACAUAAUACAGAUACUAAAGGAAAUACAAGUCCAAUCAAAAACAAAAACGGUACUCACGCACAUGGACAUGAAGAUAUGCAAGUACCUGUACCUGGAACGGGUGAAGGUGGGAAUAUGACUCCUCAUGGUAUGAGUGAAAAACCAGUUCCAAUAUCAAGUACAACUGUACUCAAACCCGAUGAAGAUUCGACUUUGGCUUCAACUUCGAGUAGGACAAUAGCUUCUUUACCCAGAAGUGCAAGUGAGAAAAGUUUGAGAGAUAGAUUCGUUUCGGCAGGUUCUGACGCCGUUCCUGGUACUCAAGAAGACGAAAUAAAGGGGGAAGAUGAGAUAGAAGAAUAG
Messenger RNA from Kwoniella shivajii, 1836 nucleotides. RefSeq lists its product as uncharacterized. Bases 1 to 1836 code for a protein of 611 amino acids. Gene Ontology annotation, molecular function: protein phosphatase regulator activity. The transcript has 4 exons. The record is from RefSeq and is a predicted model, not a curated record. Lineage: Eukaryota; Fungi; Basidiomycota; Tremellomycetes; Tremellales; Cryptococcaceae. Gene Ontology annotation, cellular component: nucleus; protein phosphatase 4 complex; cytoplasm.